Strongylocentrotus purpuratus (purple sea urchin) is the source of this 1376-nucleotide messenger RNA. RefSeq names its product vicilin-like seed storage protein At2g18540. The record is from RefSeq and is a predicted model, not a curated record. Lineage: Eukaryota; Metazoa; Echinodermata; Echinoidea; Camarodonta; Strongylocentrotidae. The transcript has 3 exons. Bases 108 to 1346 code for a protein of 412 amino acids.
CAGCUGCUAAUCGGCCGGCCGGAUGUAAGAAAUGACCUUUGACCAUAACAGUGGAGCAUUUGCCGAGACGAGAGUUCCUCGAACCUCAUGGAUUUGUUAAUAUAGUUAUGGAUCAACCGAAAGGAGAGGUUCCUGCAGAGGGAAAGCAAUCAGAGGACAUUGUUCCAGAUGAAGACCAGACUAUUAAGCAUGAAGAUACAACUCCAAACCAAGACAUCUCAGAGAAUGAACAAUUUCAAGCGGUUGCAGAAGAUUCUCAAAAAGACCCUGCCAAAGAAGAGCCAGACAUUAACUCAGCGAUGGCAGAGCAGAGUGCCCCAGGGAGUGAUCGAGGUUCAGGAAAUUCUGUGACAGAUGAGAACACUGCUGUAGCUGUGAAGGGCAGCGGGGAAGAUGUGGUGACUGUGUCAAAGGAUUGCGAAGACCAAGCUCCUAAGGAAAGCAUCAAGAAAACGGACAAGAUGGAUGAAUCCCAAUCAGACAAAACUGCUCAGGCAACAGUUGCUCCUAUUCCCAUUCCUGUCCCAAGAGAUUCAAAAGAAAUUUCAGUAGAAAAGGACAAAGACAUUAAACCUGCAGAUGAAAGUGAGAAAGAAGAAAAUACGGCAGUAGUGGACAAGCCAUGUAAAUCUGAAGGAGAACUAGAAAUUAAAGUAAGUGCGAAACAGGAUGCAGGUACCAAGGCCAACAAAGAUGAAAAGAAGUCUUCAACAUCUGAUACACACAGUGCCAAAGAAAACAAGCAAAGUACAGAUAAACCUAAGAAACCAGAGAAAAUGCCCAGUGGUCAAGAUCAUUUGGAAAGUGACCUUCCAAACAAAGAACGUGGAGGAAAGUCAUACUCCGCCCAACGUUCUGGUAGUAGAGUAGUUGGUAAGAAGGUGGAAGAGGAGCCGAAGAAAUUUGGCAGAGGUUCUGUUGAAGUAAGGGCUUCUGAUGGGAAAGGCGGAUAUGACGAAAGGAAGGGAGGGCAGACUGGACAGAGGAGAGGUAAAGAAAUAGAUGUGAGGAAUGAGAAAGGCAUACAGAGAACCAGGGACAGAGACAGAGAGAGAGACAGGGAGAGAGACAAGCCAAGAGGAGAUCCGUACAAAGACAAGACAUCUGAAAGAAGAAGAGAAAAUGAUUCAAGAGGAUCAAGAAGACGGGAAGAAGACAAAUCAAGGGGAAGGGAGGAGAGGAUGAAGGAAGAUGAGGAAAAAAGAAAGAAGGAAGAAGAAGCCCGGAAGAUUCAGGAGGAAAAGAAGAAAGAAGAGGAUAAAAUAAAGCAGGAAGAGGAGAAGAAAAGACAGGCAGAAGAGCAGGUAAUGAAAGUAAAAUUGGCAUUUUUGUCUCUAAUAUUCUGAAUUUCACUAAAUCUACACAGACUGCUCAGA